This is a messenger RNA of Closterium sp. NIES-65, 1548 nucleotides long. The record is from the annotation of a GenBank genome assembly. NCBI's taxonomy places the organism in Eukaryota, Viridiplantae, Streptophyta, Zygnematophyceae, Desmidiales, Closteriaceae.
AGGCGCACGGAGCAGGCGGUGGGCAAGCUCGUCACGCAAGUGGGCCGCCUCGCCGCCACACAUGACGAGGAGGGGGGGUUGGGCACGGAGACGCUGAGGGAGGUGGUGUCGGCCGUCAAGAAGCACAUGCACCUCUCGCGCUCGCUGCAGAGCGCGGUGGAGGGGCUGGCGGAGCGCGUGGACGCGCAGGCACAGCUCAAGGGGGCGGAGGCCACGCCGCAGGAGGAGAAGAUACUGGCGGUGCUCAAGGCGCUGGUGGCGCAUCUGCGCGCCAAGGAGAAGGCGGGGCUCACGGACGCCGUGCUGCAGGGGCAGGUGCGCUUCACGGGGGGCAGGUGCGCUUCACGGGGGGCAGGUGCGCUUCACGGGGGGCAGGUGCGCUUCACGGGGGGGAGGGACGUGGUGGGGGUGGGGGAAGAGGAGGUGGGGGCAGGUGUGGGAGGGCAGGUGGGCCAGGGCAGGGGAGUGGAUAGGGGAGUGGAUAGGGGAGUGGAUAGGGGAGUGGAUAGGGGAGUGGAUAGGGGAGUGGAUAGGGGAGUGGAAUCUGUUGUGGUUGACAGCGGUGGGAUGGCUGCAAAGAACCGGAGAGGGGAGCAGAGGCGCAUGGAGGGGGUGGUGGGGGCGCUGGUGGGCGAGGUGCGCAACAAGACGGCGUUCCUCAGCCUGCUGCGUGCCGUGCGCGCCCAGACCGCCAUCGUCGCCAAGCUCGGCACGCGCAUCGCCAGCCUCGAGACGCGCGUGCUGCCGCCCUCUGCACUGCCCGCCGCCGCCCUCGCCACCGGCGACGCCACCGCCCUUGCCGCCUCUGCCGGUGGCGCGGGUGGUGCAGGAGGAGUGGGGGGGGCGGAGGCGUCGGUGCUGGUGGCGGCGGUGACGGAGACGCAGACGGGCAUGGCGGUGGUGGUGCGCGAGGUGCAGCGGCAGAGCGAGGCGGUGGCGGAGCUGCAGGGCAUGCUGGAGGCGAGCCGGGGCGCGGACAUGCUGCAGCUGGCGCACAAGACGCACGAGGCGCUGCACGACCUCGUGCUCGCCGUGCGGCAGCAGGGCAAGCUGCUCGUCUCCCUGGACGCCCGCCUCGCCCACAUUGAGGGCCACGUGGGGGGCGAGGGGCGCGGUGGCGCGGGGCCAGCGGAUGGCGACGUGGCGCGGCUGGAGAGGGCGGUGGCCGCCGAGGCGGAGGGCGGAGCGGACGUGCUGCAGGCGGCUGAGGAGGUGAUCGGCGGCAUGGCGGGCGCGCAGGCGCAGGGCGGGGAGCAACCGCAGGAGGGGCAGGGCGAGCAACAGGGGGGGCAGGGGGAGCAGCAGGAGGGGCAGGGGGAGCAGCAGGAGGGGCAGGGGGAGCAGCAGGAGGGGCAGGGGGAGCAGCAGGAGGGGCAGGGGGAGCAGCAGGAGGGGCAGGGGGAGCAGCAGGAGGGGCAGGGGGAGCAGCAGGAGGGGCAGGGGGGGCAGCAGGAGCAGCAAGAGCAGGGGCAGCAUGAAGGGCAGCAAUCGAAUAAUGGAGAUUUGGCAGGUGAGGUUGUGCUGGUUGGUGCUCCUCACACCAGUUAG